Molecule: messenger RNA, 628 nt
Organism: Vigna angularis (adzuki bean)
Lineage: Eukaryota; Viridiplantae; Streptophyta; Magnoliopsida; Fabales; Fabaceae
Exons: 1
Coding region: 223-561 (112 amino acids)
Source: RefSeq, a predicted model, not a curated record
CAGAACAGAACCAACCAGAACACAACACUUCACCUUUCAAGUUUCAAGUUUCAAGUCUCGGUCAACAAUUGUGGUGCAAAUUAUACAGUACGCUCCACCAACAAGAUUCCAAUUUUGAUUCCAAAUCCGCGAUUUCAACAACACCCAGAAAUCGUUUACGCCCCAAUCUCUUCAAAUUCACACCUGGGUACCUCAGGAUUUUGGGUUUGUUCCCUUGCAGCCAUGAAUUUCAGGAGCCUGGAAGAUUUCUGGGCCUUUUACAUGAACCAGCACUCCAAGGCUUCCACAAGGCGCUGGCACUUCGUGGGAACCCUCUUUAGCAUUCUCUUCUUCUUUUUUUCUGUCUUCUUCAGUUGGUGGUUCUUGUUCCUUGUCCCUUUCUCUGGCUAUGGAUGUGCCUUCUACAGUCACUUGUUCGUUGAGAGGAAUUUCCCAGAGACUUUGAGACACCCCUUUUGGUCCCUCUUGUGUGAUUUCAAGAUGUUCGGGUUCAUGCUCACUGGCAACAUGGAUAGGGAGAUCAAAAGGCUGGGGAAGAGACCUGUGUUGCAAGUGUUUUGAUUUUGGUGUAAGCUUUUGACUUUGAUUUUAUUUUUUGAAUAAAAUUUGAAAGUUGAUUUUCGAUUUA